GCACUUUAAAAGACUCGCCACCGCGGGACUCGCCAGUUCCCCGCACACGCAGCGUGGAAACGCACAAGUCGGAGCAGCUCGUGUCACCGCAGCCUCGCGCCACUGAAGCCAAGCAAUGGACAUCGCAAGAUGCAACCUGGAAUGUGAGCUCAAUAACACAGAUCACCACACCGACCUGAACGGGGUCGACCGGUUGAUUGUGCGACGAGGCCAGCCCUUCAUCAUUACUCUACACCUGAAUUCUGGGGGCUACCAGCCGGGAGUCGAUGACUUUCGCCUCCUCGCUGAAACAGGCCCGUACUCCUCCGAAAAAAUGGGCACCAAGGCGAUCUUCAGCCCUGAUGACUCCAUAGAUGAUACUCGCUGGAGUGCUUCUGUGUCGUGUUCUGAGGGAGACUACGUGUCUCUGUCCAUCUGCUCUUCCCCUGAUGCCUCCAUUGGACGCUACUCCCUGAGCUUGGAGCAGGGUGACACUGUCAGCCUUGGGGAGUUUGUCUUGCUCUUUAACCCAUGGUGCCCGCGAGAUGCAGUCUACAUGGAUACUGAAGAAGAGCGAGCUGAAUAUGUUUUAACUCAGGAUGGGAUCAUUUAUCGGGGCGAUCAUAAAUAUCUACAGGGCACACCAUGGAACUUUGGACAGUUUGAAGAAGGAAUUUUGGAUGCUUGCCUGAGAAUUCUGGAUGAGAACCCCAAGUACCUCCGCAAUGCCCAGGAUGACUGCUCAGGGCGGAGGAACCCUGUGUACGUGUCCAGAGUGCUGAGUGCCAUGAUCAACUGCAAUGAUGACAAGGGGGUGUUAUGGGGAAAGUGGUCAGGUGACUACAAGGAUGGAAUCAGUCCCAUGUACUGGAGAGGCAGUGUUGAGAUCCUCCGCAACUGGGAUACCUCCUCCUGCACUCCAGUACGCUAUGGACAGUGCUGGGUCUUUGCAGCUGUGGCAUGCUCAGUUUCCAGAGCACUAGGAAUCCCUUGUCGAGUGAUCACCAACUACUUGUCUGCUCAUGACACCAACAGCAAUCUGGUUAUUGAGCGCUACAUAGAUGAAAAUGGAAAACUUGUCAAGCAGUCCAGAGACAUGAUAUGGAACUACCACUGUUGGGUAGAGGGCUGGAUGCGACGCCCUGAUCUCCUCGAUGGCUACGAUGGAUGGCAAGCCAGUGACCCAACACCACAAGAAAAGAGUGAGGGGGUAUACUGUUGUGGCCCUGUCCCUGUGAAAGCGAUCAAAGAAGGACAGAUUGUCUUCAAGUACGAUGCUCCGUUUGUAUUCACGGAGGUCAAUGCUGAUGUGGUGACAUACCUGCAACACAAGGAUGGUAGCGUUCAGAAGUUCCUUGGCACUUCCCAGGUGGGCCUGUGUAUUAGCACCAAGAGCAAGGGUACUGACAAGAGGGAGGACAUCACCCAUCUCUACAAAUAUCCUGAGGGUUCCAAAGAAGAAAGGGAAGCCUUUGAACGAGCCGGCCACCAAAACAAGUUACUGCAACAGCAGUUGCAACCGGGUCUUCACAUUAAGAUCAAGGUGUCACCAGAAAUGAAGAAAGGCUGCGACUUUGACGUGUUUGCCUACGUCACUAAUAAUACAAAUGCUGCCAAGAUGUGUCGACUCAUGUUUUGCUCGCGAGCCACUUCAUAUGAUGGGAUCCUGGGAGAUGACUGUGGUUUCAAAGACCUCCUAAAUCUAAAGCUUGCACCUGGCGAAGAGAAGCAAGUUCCUCUAAAGCUGAAUUACUGCAAGUAUGGAUCCACCCUCACCAAAGACAACCUGAUUCGGCUGACAGCUAUUCUUUUCGACUACAGUACCAAAGAAGCCAUUCUAGCAAUGAGGACUAUUGUCUUGGAGAACCCAGAAAUCAAAAUCAAGGUACUUGGGGAACCCAAAGUGAACCGAAAGCUUGCGGCUGAAAUCACUGUGAAAAACCCUCUUCCCGAGCCACUGUCCAGUUGCUGCGUCUUUGUAGAAGGAGCUAACCUUACUGGCGGAAGAACUAUCACAGAAACGAUUGGAUCAUCAGUUGCGCCUGGGGCGGACGCCAAGGUCAAAGUGUAUUUCACCCCCUCCCACUCUGGGCUGAGGAAGUUGUUGGUGGAUUUUCAUAGUGAUAAUCUUGGCCAUGUCAAAGGAUACCGAAAUGUUAUCAUUGGAAAGUAGUGAAACGUGGCUACAAUGGAUUCAAAACAUAUUUUUUCCAGUUACUGUGUACUCAAAUUUGAUAUACUAUACUUUCAUAUAGUUCCAUCUGCAUGUUUGGAUGUAUGAAUGCAUGCAUAUAAAUCUGUUUUGUUUUUCAUUCAAAAAGUCUUGAUAGACGUUUUCUGUAAGACGUCAGCAUGAACACAAAUAGCUUUUUUCCAAUAACGAGUUAACUGGUAAAGGGUUAUUUCCAAAUUUCUUUUUGAAUUACCUACUAACAAUUUUUGUGACUAAUUUUCUAUUAAAGUCUCUUUGGUUAUUGAA
Molecule: messenger RNA, 2458 nt
Organism: Scleropages formosus (Asian bonytongue)
Lineage: Eukaryota; Metazoa; Chordata; Actinopteri; Osteoglossiformes; Osteoglossidae
Gene: tgm2b
Product: transglutaminase 2b
Exons: 13
Coding region: 116-2152 (678 amino acids)
Biological process (GO): peptide cross-linking
Cellular component (GO): mitochondrion
Molecular function (GO): protein-glutamine gamma-glutamyltransferase activity
Source: RefSeq, a predicted model, not a curated record